CGGGUAUGGUGGUGCCACCCAGGGCAAAGACCACAACAAGGGAUUAAUUUUAUCGUGUCACACACUUUAUUAGACGUAUCUCGAUUUUCUCCUGUUCAAUUCACAUUGAAUGUUAUUCUUUGCAUAGUGGUAUCAGAUUUAUUGAAAAGAAAACUUACAAGUAACUGGACUUUUAUGACACCUGUUUCAUUUGAGGCUUAGGCCCUGCCUGAAGUGCAAGAUCAUUGUUAGCUGCAUAUGGAAUUUCUGAUGACCUAAGUUGCGAUAGUUUCAAGCUUCAUUCAAGAUAGAUAUUUGCAAUCUAUUACAUGCUAGCAUGCUACCUUGGUGUAUGAUGUUUUAAAGCCCGACAUUGCACGAGGUGCUCUAACCAUUGUCGUUUUGUCAAUUAAAAUUACGUCAACACGAAUACCGUAACGUGAUUCUAGCUUAGGAUGGAGAAGGACGAAGGGAGCUCCUCAACAAAAAAGGUCAAAGUUGAACGAGGUGUGGAGGAAAACAAUCCAAGUAAAGAUUCUGCUCCGGUAGAGAGUGAGGAGUUAAUUUCGAAUUCUGAACUGGAUGAGGGGCUGCAGAUGAAAUUAUCAAGGAUGAACCAGAGCGAAUGCAACGUAGCAUCGCCUGCUGAAUUUGUGCGAAUGUUCGGAGGCAACAAGCAAAUUGAGAAGGUGCUCAUUGCCAAUAAUGGAAUAGCUGCUGUAAAAUGUAUGAGGUCAAUGCGAGGAUGGGCGUACGAUCUCUUUGGAAACGAUCGAGCUAUCAAAUUUGUAGUAAUGGUGACACCAGAAGAUCUUAAGGCCAAUGCAGAAUACAUCAAAAUGGCGGAUCAUUAUGUACCCGUACCUGGCGGCCCAAAUAACGAGAAUUACGCCAAUGUUGAAUUGAUAUUGGACAUUGCUAAAAGAAUACCCGUGCACGCCGUUUGGGCUGGUUGGGGUCACGCCUCAGAAAAUCCGCGACUGCCUGACAUCUUGCAGCAAAAUGAUAUUGAAUUUAUAGGGCCUUCUUCGACAUCAAUGUGGGCAGUGGGUGACAAAGUUGCCGCGUCGAUCAUUUGCCAGACUAUUGGAAUACCUACCUUGCCAUGGAGUGGAAAUGGCUUGUUACUGGAUCAGCCUGGCUGCAUAGAGAAUGGAAAACUCAAAGAACUUCCUGAUGAUUUGUACAACGAUGCUUGUGUUGUCGAUGUGAUGGAUGGAAUUAAGAUGGCUGCAAAAAUCGGGUACCCACUCAUGAUCAAAGCCUCCGAAGGUGGUGGGGGCAAAGGAAUUCGCAAAGCUAGAAACGAUGAGGAAUUCACAAAUAUGUUUCGUCAGGUUCAAGCAGAAGUCCCAGGAUCACCCAUUUUCCUCAUGAAAUACCUCACAAAGGCUCGUCAUCUUGAGGUUCAGAUAUUGGCUGACAAAUAUGGUCAGGCUGUUGCCUUGUUUGGUAGGGAUUGCUCUGUACAACGAAGACAUCAGAAAAUCAUCGAAGAAGGACCUGUGACUAUUUGUAGCAAGGAAACCAUCAAGAAAAUGGAAGAGGACGCAAUUAAACUUGCCAAACUUGUUGGCUACGUGAGUGCUGGAACUGUCGAGUAUCUUUACGACUUCGAAACGAAGACAGUGUAUUUCCUGGAACUUAAUCCAAGACUGCAAGUUGAGCACCCCUGUACGGAGAUGAUCACUGACAUCAAUUUGCCGGCGGCACAGUUGCAGAUUGCAAUGGGAAUACCUCUCCAUCGCAUAAAAGACAUUAGGGUACUUUUUGGUGUAUCUCCAUGGGGAAACUCGCUUAUCGACUUCACAGCAACAAACUCGCAAUCGGUUCCAAAGGGACACGUUAUCGCCGCACGCAUAACAGCAGAAAACCCUGACGAGGGAUUCAUGCCUAGCAACGGAACGAUCAAGGAGCUGAAUUUCCAUAGCAGCAAAUACACUUGGGGAUACUUUAGCGUCUCCGCAGAGGGAAGCUUGCAUAAAUACGCCGAUUCUCAAUUCGGACAUGUUUUCUCUUGGGGAGAAGAUAGAGAUUCAGCCCGAAAGAACAUGGUCCUUGCCUUGAAGGAGUUAUCAAUCCGAGGAGACUUCAGAACAACAGUCCAGUUCUUGGUGCACAUAAUGGAAUCAGAUGUUUUCUUGAAAAACCGGAUAGAUACAGCUUGGUUGGACAAUCUCAUUGCGGAAGAUGUCAAGGCCGAAAGUCCAGAUAUCCUGCUCGCUGUAAUUUGCGGUGCACUGCAUGUUGCUGAAGCUAGCAUCAAUAAUUCAAAUCAUAGUUUUCAGUCUGCCCUCGAAAGGGGCCAGAUACCAAAGCCAGAAAUGCUGAAGACAAGUGAAAUAGUUGAGCUCAUCCAUCAGUCAACCAAGUACAGCCUUGUAGUGAAUCAAAAUGGCCCAAAUUCAUAUUUUCUUAUUAUGAAUGAUUCGACAGUUGAAGUUGAAGUCCAUAGGCUGAGUGAUGGCGGCCUCCUCGUCUCUCACGAUGGCAAUGGCUACACGACAUAUAUGAAAGAAGAGGUUGAUGGUUAUCGAAUUGUCAUCCAAGGAAAGACUUGUGUCUUUAGAAAGGAAAACGACCCAACGGUUCUCAGAGCUUCAUCAGCCGGGAAGCUCAUUAAUUAUCUCGUGGAAGAUGGCGGUCACGUGGUUAAAGGCGAGGCUUAUGCUGAAAUCGAGGUGAUGAAAAUGGUUAUGACACUAAAUGCUCCUGAAAAAGGACGCGUACAUUUUAUCAAAUGCCCGGGGGCAGUCCUAGAUCCAGGAAUGGUAGUUGCAAGGCUUGAGCUGGAUGCUCCAAGUAUGGUCAAACAGGCACAACUGUUUCUUGGAAAAUUCUCACUUCCGCAAGGACCCAAAAUCAAAGGAGACAAGCUUCAUCAGCUUUGUCUCAAUGCUAAAGAAAAUUUGGCAAAUAUGAUGUGGGGCUAUGUGCUCCAGGAUCCGUAUUUUGAAGAGAAGAUGAUAGAGAAUUUGAAGACCCUUAACAGCACUCUGAGAAGUCAUUCGCUACCCUUGCUUGAGAUGCAGGACGCCCUUGCGUCGGUGUCUGGCCGAAUUCCAGCAAGAGUUGAGGAUAGAAUAAAAACACAGCUUCUUCAGUACUCCAGCAACAUCACAGCUAUCUUGAACACGUUUCCAAGCCAGCAGAUUACAAAUAUUAUUGACUCCCAUGCCGCUACACUUUCAACAAGAGAAGAAAAAGAUAAAUUUUUCGAAAACACGCAAGGGAUUAGAGAUAUCGUUCAAAGGUAUCGAAAUGGCCUCAAAGGGCACAGAAAGGCCGUUAUUUUAGGCCUUAUACGGCAAUACUUACUGGUCGAGAACCAAUUUAAUCAAGGCAAUUAUGACAAGUGUGUGUCAUCUAUGAUGUCAUCACUAAAGAAUGACGACAAGUCUUCAGUUGUACAAAGCAUUCUUUCCCAUGCUGCUGUAACGAAGAAAAAUAUGAUCGUUGUUCAUCUCAUCGACUGUUUGUGUGGAAGAGAAACUGGAUUAUCUGAAGAUUUGAAGCUGCUUCUUGAGGACCUUACUUUGCUUAAUCGACAAGAACAUGCCAAAGUCACCCUUAAAGCGAGACAGGUCCUCAUACAGAGCCACAAACCGUCAUUCGAGGUACGUCACAACCAGUACGAGAAGAUCUUCUUGUCAGCUAUUGAUCUGUACGAAAUGCAAUUCAACCCGGAGAAUUUGCAGAACAUCAUUCUAUCUGAAACUGCCGUAUUCGAUGUUCUUCCAAGUUUUUUCUUUCAUCGAAACGAUUUGAUCAGAAUGGCUGCGCAUGAGGUUUAUAUUCGAAGAAGCUACCAGGCAUACGAACUGACGUCAUGUUCUCACAAUCAGAUUGGGGAUAUAAACUGCAUAUUGUUCCAGUUCCGACUCCCAAUUACCCACCCAAACAGAAUGGAACAGCAACGUAGAAAUUCGCCAUCAACCGAGAAGCUGAAGAGCAUGUCCAUGACAAGGGUUCGCAGUCUCAGUGAGGAGCUUAACGAACUUAUUCAUAGAGACUGUACCAAUCCUGAUUUCCAAAGGAUGGGAGCAAUGGCUGCAUUUUCAUCAGUGGAAGAGUUUCUGACGCACUUUGACCUUCUUGUGAACCAGUUCCAACACAGUGCAAAGCAGAGCCCAAGGUCCUCAUUUUCAUCAGCUGGCUCUGGUGGCUCACUUCUUGGCACCGUUAAAGAAAACUCCAGCACCGACUCUUUUGACAAAGCAGAAGAUCCAAUUCACGUGGUAAACGUCUGUAUCAAAUUCAGUGAUAUCUCACUUGCAAACCAAGAGAAACAGAGAGAUAAAUUUGCCGAAAUUCUGCAGACACGGAGUGAAAUCCUCAAAAAACACGGAGUUCGUCGAUUCACGAUUUCACUAACAGAUUGCAAGGGUACCUUUCCUUUGGUAUUCACAUACCGGGCAAGGACAAACUUCACUGAAGACUCGAUCUACCGCAACCUGGAGCCUGCGCUAGCAUUCCAACUUGAGCUCAGUCGCCUACGCCAGUUUGACUUGACGCAGAUACCAACCGCUAACAAUAAUCUCCACGUCUAUUUUGGUGCAGCGAAAAAGGUUACAGAUAAACAAGAGGUUACCGAUCAUCGCUUCUUCAUUCGCGCCAUCGUGAGGCACUCUGAUCUGGUCACGCAGGAAGCAUCGUUUGAUUAUCUUGAGAAAGCCAGUGAGAUUACACUGCUGGAGGCUUUAGAUGAGCUGGAAUUGGCUGUCAGCCAAGUGAAAAAAAGAACAGACGGGAAUCAUUUGUUCUUGAAUUUCGUCCCCACAGUAAUCAUCGAACCGCACAAGAUCGAAAAUAGUAUAAGAACGAUUGUACUUCGUCAUAAAAACAGGCUGUGGAAACUUCGUCUGUUGCAAUCUGAAAUGCGAAUGGUCAUUAGAUUGACACCAGAAGGCACCCGGAUCCCACUGAGAUUGUUUCUUUCAAAUGAAUCCGGAUACAAUCUCGAUAUCCAUAUUUACAGGGAGGUUGAAGACCCAAGGACGAGACACAUUGUGUUCAAUUCGUAUGGCUCAAAGCAAGGACCCAUGAAUGGCCUACCAACAACAACACCUUACGUGACAAAAGACCAUCUGCAGUUGAAGCGAUAUGAUGCUCAGUCACGUGACACAACAUAUGUCUACGAUUUCCCAGAAUUGUUCAGACAGGCUGUGAUAAAAGAGUGGAGGCAGUGGGCGACCAAGAACAAGGAAAAGUUCAAUCCAAACCUUGAAGUUAUCAAAGCAACUGAGAUGUUUAUAGACGAAAACGACAAGCUUGCCACUAUUAACAGACUGGCUGGGGAGAAUGACGUAGGAAUGGUGGCUUGGCAAAUGACGCUUAUGACACCAGAGUACCCGGAUGGAAGAGACGUGAUCGUGGUUGCGAAUGACCUCACACACAUGAGUGGAUCUUUCACUCCUGCCGAAGACAUGCUAUAUUAUAAAGCUUCAACUCGUGCCCGACAACUUGGAAUUCCUUUCAUCUACUUGUCAGCAAACAGUGGCGCGAGAAUCGGACUUGCGGAGGAGGUAAAACAUGUUUUCAAUGUGGCCUGGGUCGAGCCGGGCUCGCCAGACAAGGGUUUUAAGUAUCUCUAUUUGACGCCCUCGGAUUACAAGAAGCUCAGCGCCAGUAACUCUGUUAGAGCUGAACCAAUUGAAGACGAAGGGGAAUCUAGAUAUAAACUGACUGAUAUAAUUGGCAAAGAUUUGUCAUUAGGUGUUGAAAAUUUGAAAUAUUCUGGUUUGAUUGCUGGUGAAACUUCAAGAGCGUAUGACGAAAUUGUCACAAUGAAUUUAGUUUCUUGCCGCAGCGUGGGGAUUGGCUCCUAUCUUGUGCGUUUAGGACAAAGAGUUGUGCAAGUUGACAAUUCCCAUAUCAUUCUAACUGGAUACAGUGCCUUAAAUAAAGUUCUUGGAAGACAUGUUUACACUUCCCAUAAUCAACUUGGUGGGAUCGAAAUCAUGUACAAAAACGGUGUCUCCCAUGCUUCUGUCCCUGAUGAUUCUGCUGGCAUAAAUACGUUAAUAUCAUGGCUGUCCUACAUUCCUAAGAAUCGCCAUAGCCCUCUUCCAAUCAUGCCUUCGACUGACCCUGUAGAUCGCGAAAUCGAUUUUAUUCCACCGAAAGGAAGCUACAAUCCACGGCAUAUAAUAACAGGAAGACCCAGUCAAGACGAUUCGUCUACCUGGCAAAGUGGAUUAUUUGAUGAUGGAUCAUUUACAGAGAUAAUGGCCGGCUGGGCAACAACUGUUGUCUGUGGCAGAGCCAGACUUGGCGGUAUACCAAUAGGCGUGAUUUGCCCAGAAACAAGAGCAAUGGAAAGUCAUAUUCCCCCCGAUCCAGCUGAUCCCAGCUCAGAGACAAAGGUAGUUAUACAGGCUGGACAGGUUUGGUACCCAGACUCCUCCUACAAAACAGCUCAAACAAUCAACGACUUUAACCGUGAGGGGCUUCCCCUCUUUAUCUUUGCCAACUGGAGAGGGUUCUCAGGUGGUAUGAAAGAUAUGUACGAUCAAGUUUUGAAGUAUGGCUCAUACAUUGUCGAUGCAUUGAGAAAAUACAAGCAGCCUGUCUUGAUUUAUAUACCUAAAAACGGAGAGUUGAGAGGCGGAGCAUGGGUGGUUGUCGAUCCGACUAUCAAUCCGGAGCACAUGGAGCUGUAUGCGGACGCAGAGUGCAGGGGUGGAGUUCUAGAGCCUGCAGGCACAGUGGAAAUCAAGUUCAAAAUGAAAGAUCUGCUCAAGGCGAUGCGUAGACUGGAUGACACCUAUGCCUCAUUGUGCCAGAAAUUGGCAUCGCCAGAAUUGUCAAUCAUUGAAAAGAGAAAUUUAGAGCAGAAGGUUGCUGAGAGGGAGGUACAACUUGCUCCUAUCUACCAACAGAUUGCCAAGCGAUUCGCGGAUCUCCACGAUACCGCAGGAAGAAUGCAGGAGAAGAACGUUGUCUCGGACGUUCUAAAAUGGAAAAAUUCAAGAAAAUUCUUUUACUGGAGACUGCGAAGGCUACUUAGUGUCGAGAGGGUGAAAAAGAAGAUAUCUGAAGCGGUUAGGGAGGCUUCAGAUGCCCAUAUUAACUCAAUGCUUGAAAGGCUUUUCUUGGAGGCUUAUGGAUCGGUGAAGUCCUACCUUUGGCAAGACAACGAAAUUGUUGCCAAGUGGAUAGAAACAGACCUUGAGAAAGAAGAGGAAUCUGCUAUUAGAGAAAAUAUCAAGUGGAUAAAGAGAGACGCAAUUUUGAGGAAAGUUAAAGGGCUUCUUCGUGAAAGUCCCGAAAUAGCAAUGGAUGCUAUCGUACACAUCGCUCAAACAUUUACACCUGAUAAACGAAAUGAUCUGUCACGUGUGCUCGCUGAUCUGGGAUCAAGCGAAUCAAAUGAAGGAGAUUCAACACCCCCUUGUGCUUCGACAAUGAAAGUCUCUAACGAAUUUUCAUCGGAAGAUAGUGACAAAAUAUAAACCGUUUUUACUUAACAUUCAAUCAGAUUUCAUAAAUUGCCUAUUGUUACUUUGUAUUGCGGGGCUGGUUUUCAUUUUGAAUAGAGUUACUGAGUAAAUUGCCUAAUUUGUUAGUGCCUAAAUGAGACACGUCUUUAUUAUAUCUUGCUCUGAAAAAAUCUUAUUUUUGUGUGUUAUUUUCCAAUAAAAGAAUCGUCGGUGUUGGAGCCUUGGCCUUUCAGUAAAUCUGCUUUAACUCAUUUCGGGGUUCAAUCUAUAGCGAGACUUUUUUUUAAUUGGCUAGAUUUAGAAGAUCUUAAUAUUAUCAAGAUGUCUUCCAGGAUUAUGGACACAGAAGAAACUUAGAAUGCUUUUGAUGUCAACACGUUGUACAGCAAUAGGGGCAAACUAACUAAACAAAUAUUUUUGUUAUUAACUUGCGAGUCCAGAAGUUAUUCUGUGGGAAGAUUCAAUGACUAAAUUUCUCUAAGAGAAAGAAUAUAAGCUUGAUGUCGGGCUGACAGGCCUUUUCCUAAUGUAAGAGGUGGUUUUCCAUUCAAAUUUUCCUCUACUCGUCUUCCUCUUCCUCUUCCUGCAGUUACUUCUGUCACCUUUUCCUCGCUUUGCCAAAAGUGCUAGGAAUUUUUACUUUGUUUGAUUUGAUUUUCAAAGGCAACCCGUUUCACUCUUUCCUUUAAAACCUUUAUGUUUAGCUCAGUGUGUUAAGUUUUGAACACAGUAAAACGUGUCUUGCACAGAAGAGUAGAUGAGCUUACGAACUAUUUCGCUUUAAAAUAGUGUUCUAGAAGAACGAUUGUUUAGUGAAUAUGUUGCAGUAUUUUGCUUUCCAAGGGACCUGUUAUACAUAUUUUGCGAUGUGUUUUUAUGGCGAUAUGAGUUAACUAAAUAAUUAUGUAUUGGACUUCGUGUUAUUGUGUCAGCGAGAUUAUAUUAUUGUGUAGGUGAUCGAACUCGAUAUGUGUGAUCAGUUUGUGUUUUUUGAGGACAUUUCGACUUUUAUACUUGGUAUGCCUAAAGUCCUUUGUUGAUUCGUUAUUUUCGUUUGUUUUGACAAAUAACUUUCAUUUUCGGAGGUAAUUAGAUGAACACUUUAGAUUCUAUUAUAAAAUAUGAAAGAGUUUUUAUGA
Messenger RNA from Rhopilema esculentum, 8560 nucleotides. RefSeq names its product acetyl-CoA carboxylase. Gene Ontology annotation, biological process: fatty acid biosynthetic process. The record is from RefSeq and is a predicted model, not a curated record. Gene Ontology annotation, molecular function: metal ion binding; acetyl-CoA carboxylase activity; ATP binding. Lineage: Eukaryota; Metazoa; Cnidaria; Scyphozoa; Rhizostomeae; Rhizostomatidae. Gene Ontology annotation, cellular component: mitochondrion.